This is a messenger RNA of Lates calcarifer (barramundi perch), 5450 nucleotides long. Its product is annotated as phosphatidylinositol 4,5-bisphosphate 3-kinase catalytic subunit alpha isoform. Bases 349 to 3561 code for a protein of 1070 amino acids. Lineage: Eukaryota; Metazoa; Chordata; Actinopteri; Centropomidae. The record is from RefSeq and is a predicted model, not a curated record. Gene Ontology annotation, molecular function: 1-phosphatidylinositol-3-kinase activity; 1-phosphatidylinositol-4-phosphate 3-kinase activity. Gene Ontology annotation, cellular component: plasma membrane; phosphatidylinositol 3-kinase complex, class IB; phosphatidylinositol 3-kinase complex, class IA. Gene Ontology annotation, biological process: cell migration; phosphatidylinositol-mediated signaling; phosphatidylinositol-3-phosphate biosynthetic process. The transcript is spliced from 28 exons.
CAGGAACCGACCGGACAGACAGAGAGAGAGACAGGGGGACAGAGAGACGGGAGGACAGGCAGACAGGCGGUCAGAGAGAGAGAGACAGUCAGAGAGACAGGCAGAGAGAAAGGUCUCUGGUUUUCAGCGGCGGUUUGAUUCGGGUCUUUGUGUCCCGGAGGGGCGGUGACUGAUGGAUCCACCGGCUCAUACAUGACCGGAGAUAAAGACAGAGACAGAGACAAAGACAGACAGGCAGGAGACAGACAGACAGACAGACGCUAUGACCGGAGGCACGCGCCGCUGGACCGACAGGCUCGAGCUCAGGUAGCCCAGUGCUGAGGAGACAGCUUGUCAUUGGUGGUUGCCAUGGCGCCCAGACCGUCGUCAGGGGAACUGUGGGGGCUCCAUCUGAUGCCCCCCCGCAUCCUGGUGGACUGCUGCCUCCCCAACGGGAUGAUGGUGAGCCUCGAGUGUCUCAGGGAAACUCCUCUCAUCAGCAUCAAGCAGCAGCUCUUCACUGAGGCCAGGAAGUACCCGCUGCAACACCUGCUGCAGGAGGAGUCGUGCUACAUCUUUGUGGGCGUGACCCAGGAGGCAGAGAGGGAGGAGUUUUACGACGAGACGAGGCGACUGUGCGACCUCCGACUCUUUCACCCGAUCCUGAAGGUCAUUGAGCCGCUCGGCAACCGGGAGGAGAAGAUCCUGAACCGAGAGAUAGGAUUUGCCAUCGGGAUGCCGGUCUGUGAGUUCGAGAUGAUGAAGGACCCGGAGAUCCAGGACUUCCGGCGCUCCAUACUGAGCGUGUGCAGAGAGGCCAUGGAGGAGAGGGAGGGGGGAGGGGCCCACAGCCAGGCGCUCUACGUUUACCCCCCCAACGUGGAGUCCAGCCCCCAGCUCCCCCAGCACAUCUACUGCAAGUUGGACAAAGGCAGGCUGAUUGUGACCAUCUGGGUGAUCGUGUCUCCGUCUAACUCCAAACAGAAAUACACUCUGAAGGUGAGUCACGACAGUUUACCUGAGCAGCUGAUCGCAGAGUCGAUCAGGAAGAAGAGCCGGUCGAUGCACCUGUCACCUCAACAGCUCCGCCUGUGUGUCCAGGAGUACCAGGGCCAGUACAUCCUCAAGGUGUGUGGCUGUGAUGAGUACCUGUUGGAAAAGUAUCCUCUCAGUCAGUACAAGUAUAUCCGCUCCUGUAUCACUGUGGGUCGCCUCCCUCACCUGAUGCUCGUCUCUAAAGACAGUCUCUACUCUCAGCUUCCUGCCUCAGGCUUCGUCACUCCAUCAUACAGUCGGCGGACUCCUCAGCCGUCUCCCUGUCCAGGAGGAGGUGAUGGUUCUCCUCCUCGCUCCCUCUGGGCCUUCAACACUCUGCUCAGGGUCCGACUGCUCUGCGCCACCUACGUCAACGUCAACAUCAGGGACAUUGACAAGAUCUAUGUGAGGACAGGGAUCUAUCACGGUGGAGAGCCGCUCUGUGACAACGUCAACACUCAGAGAGUCCCCUGCUCCAACCCCAGGUGGAACGAGUGGCUGACCUACGACAUCUACCUGUCUGACCUCCCUCGCUCAGCCAGACUCUGCCUGUCUAUCUGCUCUGUGAAGGGAAGGAAAGGAGCCAAGGAGGAGCACUGUCCUCUGGCCUGGGGGAACGUGAACCUCUUUGAUUAUCAGGACAUCCUGGUUUCUGGUAAAGUGGCUCUCAGUCUCUGGCCCGUCCCUCACGGACUCGAGGACCUGCUCAAUCCCAUCGGAGUCGCUGGUUCAAAUCCCAACAAGGAGACUCCCUGUGUGGAGCUGGAGUUCUCCUGGUUUAAUCAGACCGUCGUGUUUCCUGACGAGCAGCAGAUCGAAGAACACGCCAACUGGACCAUCAGCAGAGAGCUGGGCUACAACUACUGCCAUGGACUGAGCAGUCGUCUGGCCUGUGACAGCAGUGUUUCAGCAGGAGAUGCUGAGCAGCUUCGUUCUCUCUGCUCCAGAGAUCCUCUGUACGAGCUGUCGGAGCAGGAAAAGGACUUCCUCUGGAGACACAGACAUUACUGUGUGAACAUCCCAGAGUCUCUUCCUAAGCUGCUUCUGUCCGUUAAGUGGAACUCCAGAGAUGAAGUGUCUCAGAUGUACUGUCUGUUGAAGGACUGGCCUCUGAUGGAGCCGGAGUCGGCUCUGGAGUUGUUGGACUGUAACUUUCCUGACCCGAUGGUCAGAGAGUUCGCUCUGCGCUGCCUGGUCCAGGGUCUGACGGACGACAAGCUGUCGCAGUACCUGCUGCAGCUCGUACAGGUGUUGAAGUAUGAGAUGUACCUGGACAAUCCUCUGGCUCGUUUCCUCAUUAAGAAAGCUCUGACCAAUCAGAGGAUCGGACACUUCUUCUUCUGGCAUCUAAAGUCAGAGAUGCACAACAAGACGGUGUCUCGACGCUUCGGUCUGCUGCUGGAGGCUUUCUGCAGAGCCUGUGGCAUGUACCUGAAACACCUGAACAGACAGGUGGAGGCCAUGGAUAAACUGGUGAAUCUGACCGACACUCUGAAACAAGAGAAGAAAGACGAGACACAGAAAACUCAGAUGAAGUUCCUGGUUGAACACAUGUCUCGUCCAGAUUACAUGGAGGCUCUGCAGGGAUUCGUCUCUCCACUGAACCCUGUUCACCAGCUGGGAAACCUCAGGUUGGAGGAGUGCCGGAUCAUGUCCUCGGCGAAGCGCCCCCUGUGGUUGAACUGGGAGAAUCCUGACAUCAUGUCCGAACUUCUCUUCACCAACAACGAAAUCAUCUUCAAGAACGGAGACGACCUGCGUCAGGACAUGCUGACUCUGCAGAUCAUUAAGAUCAUGGAGAACAUCUGGCAGAACCAGGGCCUGGACCUGCGCAUGCUGCCGUACGGCUGCCUGUCCAUCGGAGACUGUGUGGGUCUGAUCGAGGUGGUGAAGAACAGUUUCACCAUCAUGCAGAUCCAGUGUAAAGGAGGCCUGAAGGGGGCGCUGCAGUUCAACUCCAACACCCUGCACCACUGGAUCAAAGACAAGAACCGCGGCGAGGCGUACGACCGGGCCAUCGACCUGUUCACCAGGUCGUGUGCAGGUUACUGCGUGGCCACGUUCAUCCUGGGAAUCGGAGAUCGACACAACUCCAACAUCAUGGUGAAGGAGAACGGACAGCUGUUCCACAUCGACUUUGGUCACUUCCUGGAUCACAAGAAGAAGAAGUUUGGAUACAAGAGGGAGCGAGUUCCCUUCGUCCUGACGCAGGACUUCCUCAUCGUCAUCAGUAAAGGAGUCCAGGAGUCCACCAAGACCAAGGAGUUCAUGAGGUUCCAGGAGAUGUGUUACAAAGCCUACCUGGCCAUCCGUCAGCACGCCAGCCUCUUCAUCAACCUCUUCUCCCUCCUGCUGGGCUGCGGCAUGCCCGAGCUGCAGAGCUUCGACGACAUCGCCUACCUGAGGAAGACGCUGGCCCUGGAAAAGAGCCAGCAGGAGGCGCUGGAGUAUUUCACCAAACAGAUGAACGAUGCUCAUCACGGAGGCUGGAGCACCAAGAUGGACUGGAUCUUCCACACCAUCAGACACAUGCCCAACGAGCACUGAUCUAUACUCACUGUUAGUGUAUAUAACACACUGUUAUAUACAACACACACACACACAUAUAUAUAUAUAUAUAUAUGUAUGUAUGUAUGUGUGUGUGUGUGUGUGUGUGUGUGUGUGUGUAUACAUAUAUAUAUAUGUAUAUACAGCUGUAUAUACAAAACAGUUACAUACAACACACACAGCAUCAGACAGAUGCCCAACGAGCACUGAUUUACACACAAUUAUACACAACACAUACAGUAAUAUAUAACUCUAUCACACUAUAAUUUAUAUAUACAAACACUAACACACACACACUCAUCACAUGUGUGUGUUUACUCCAAUGAUGAUGAUGAUGAGGGUGACUAAUUGUUGUAGUUUUUAGCAUGGUUGUCAUAGCAACAUGAAUCUCAGGGUCACCGGUCAGAGGGAGAGGAUGCCAAAGGCAUGCUGGGAAAAGAUGAUGAUGAUGAUGAUGAUGGAGGUGGUGAUGAUGUCAUAAAUGUCUUCCAGUCGGUGCUACAGUUAGCCUGUUAGCUCUGCUAGCUGCUCUCAAUACAGUCAGAGCUUCUUAAAAGAAAAUCUUUAUCGUAGUGUAUAUUUGAAUCAAACUUUAUUGAGAAUCAGCUGUGACAGUUUAUAAACUGAUGUUUGUUGGGAGAAUUCAAGUGAAACCAACUUUAUUGAAACCAGCAAAGUGAACACUGUGGUCACCGUGAGAGCAAUAAAACCUCCAAUAACUGAUCAAUACUUUGAUCAUGGCAAUCAGGAUUUCUGACCAAUAGGAAGGCAGAGCUGACCAGCUGUGGGCGGAGACUGAACUAACUGGUCAUUUUAAAAAAAGUAGAACACGAUCAAACAAACAGUUGAUGAACUGGAGUUUAGACUUUUAAACUGAUGAUUUUAAUUUUAGAAAUCAUCUUCAGUUUAAUUCAAUGUAACAAUUUAUGACUUUUUUUCAGGAUGUGUCUUAAUAUAUUAAUACGUAAGAAACUAAAUUCUCUUCAUCUUUCAACUUUUGAUAUUGAGCAAUUUUACCUUAAUUUAUUCUGACUUUUUCUCCUAAAACUUUACUCUUUGAAAUAUUGAUAAUGAAGUAAUGAGAAAAGAACUGAUAAUAUAGUAUCAGUUUUCUCGUAAUUCAUUGUUGUAUUUAAAAAACUUUGCAGUGUUUUCUCUUUAGAUUAUGUUUCUAUUUUCUACUUUUCCCUAAAAUCAGACGUUUCAUUUCUUAGUAGUAAAGAAUCCAUUAAGUUUAAAAAUGAUUAUUUUUCCUCCAGAUUUAAUCCUGUUGAUAUUUACAUCUGUUUAUAACAAUUUCUGCUCAGGUCAGAGGUCAAUCUAAGCCCACACCUGUCAGUAACCAUGACAACUUGUGAAGCCCCCUGCUGCAUGCUGAUCCAUUUAUUGAUUGAUGAUGUCAUCAAGUGUUCUAGUUACCAUGGUGACUGAAGUGAGCAGACGUGAUGUUUGUUUCCAUUGAUGAUUGAUUGAUGUAUUUAACAGGCAUGAAAACUGAUGUCAAGUAUUGAUUUACGAUAAUUAUUGAUCCUGAUUGAUUUUCCUCGAGGAGACUUUUUAUAAAUGUUUCUCAGACAACAUUUUUCAGGAAACUUUUUAAGUUUCAUGAUUUUUACCUGACACUGUGACGAACAAUGAAACACCACAGAGCUGACACCCACAGACAGGUUCAGCCAAUCAGAGGGCCUGUAGAGCCUCUAUACCCAUAUAUGGUGAUGAAGCUUCACUCUGACUUUUUAAACUGAACUUUAACAGGUCACCUGAGGGGCGGAGCCUGAUGGGUGACAUCACUGCAGGAUCCAGGUGUGAAUUGAUCUGUCAGUGCUCACUAACUGUGACAAAACUCUCAGUAAAAGGGAGACAGACAAAUAAAAAAACUUAAACUAUGA